This is a messenger RNA of Psylliodes chrysocephalus, 384 nucleotides long. The record is from the annotation of a GenBank genome assembly. NCBI's taxonomy places the organism in Eukaryota, Metazoa, Arthropoda, Insecta, Coleoptera, Chrysomelidae.
AUGUCUCUUUAUUGUCUCUUUAUUGUCUCUUUAUUGUCUCUUUAUUGUCUCUUUAUUGUCUCUUUAUUGUCCAUUUAUUGUCCAUUUAUUGUCUCUUUAUUGUCUCUUUAUUGUCUCUUUAUUGUCUCUUUAUUGUCUCUUUAUUGUCUCUUUAUUGUCUCUUUAUUGUCUCUUUAUUGUCUCUUUAUUGUCUCUUUAUUGUCUCUUUAUUGUUUCUUUAUUGUUUCUUUAUUGUCUAUUUAUUGUCUGUUUAUUGCCUCCUUAUUGUCCCUUUAUUGUCUCUUUAUUGUUUCUUUAUUGUCCUUCUGCUCUCUUUUAAAGACAAACAUAUACGUUAGGGUCUGCUGUACAGGUCUGCCUGUACAGGUGGCCUGCGCAGGUUAA